This is a messenger RNA of Meloidogyne enterolobii, 336 nucleotides long. Lineage: Eukaryota; Metazoa; Nematoda; Chromadorea; Rhabditida; Meloidogynidae. The record is from the annotation of a GenBank genome assembly.
AUGAGCGUCUCUAGUUGUUGUCAAGAUAAAGAAACACUAUUUUGCUUAGAUUGGGGUAACAACAAAAACCAAUGCCACACUUGUAAACCAAAGGGAAAACCAUGUUAUCCGGGAACUUUACAGAAUGAUAAAUGUUGUAAUGAUUGUGAUUAUAAAAAUACCGUUUGUAAAUAAAGAUGAGAAAGAAUGUGUGGAGGAUCUAAAAAGAUUUAAAAAGAGAGGAUUUUCUAUUAAUUUUCCAAUUUUCUUUUAUUUCAUAUAUAAUAAUGGGCAAUUAAACGCGAAAAAUGUAUUUUUAAUUAAAACAAUCGGGACUUUUUUUUUCAAAAAAAAUAA